Choloepus didactylus (southern two-toed sloth) is the source of this 1826-nucleotide messenger RNA. RefSeq names its product coenzyme Q9 (gene COQ9). Bases 76 to 1167 code for a protein of 363 amino acids. The record is from RefSeq and is a predicted model, not a curated record. Gene Ontology annotation, cellular component: mitochondrial inner membrane. Gene Ontology annotation, molecular function: lipid binding. The transcript has 10 exons. Gene Ontology annotation, biological process: ubiquinone biosynthetic process. Lineage: Eukaryota; Metazoa; Chordata; Mammalia; Pilosa; Megalonychidae.
GUGGCGGCGCCGCUGUCCCCGCGCUGCACGUCGUGUUGCCUUUGUUGCCGCCGCGGAGGCGUGCCCGCUUCCAAGAUGGCGGCGGCGGUGUCCGGGGCUUUCAGCCGGGUGGGCUGGAGGCUUUUGCAACUGCGGUGCUGGCCCGGGACCCGCUACCGACCAGCUCUGGCGCCACGUGACUUCCAUGCCUCAGCUGUGCAGCUCACAUCUUCAGGCAGGCAGGAGCAUCAACCUCCCCCCUCUUUUUCUCAGCAACACUCUGAGACACAGGGGGCAGGAGAGCCCCAUCCAGAAUCUUCUCGUUCACCUCCCAGGUACACAGACCAGGGCGGUGAGGAGGAGGAGGACCAUGAGAGCGAGGAGCAGCUGCAGCACCGCAUCCUGACCGCAGCCCUGGAGUUCGUGCCCACGCAAGGGUGGACGGCCGAGGCCAUCGCAGAGGGCGCCCAGUCUCUGGGUCUCUCCAGUGCAGCAGCCAGCAUGUUUGGGACUGAUGGCAGUGAGCUGAUACUGCAUUUUGUGACCCAGUGCAAUGCUCGGCUCAACCAUGUGCUGGAAGAGAAGCAGAAGCUGGUACAGCUGGGCCAGGCAGAGAAGAAGAAGACAGACCAGUUCCUGAGGGAUGUGGUGGAAACCAGACUGAGAAUGCUGAUCCCAUACAUUGAGCACUGGCCCCGGCUGUCUUCAUUACCAAUUCCAAAUGCCAUGGAUGGAGAAUCUGAUUGGGCCAGCUUACGACGGGAAUCUGCCCCUGGCUCUAAUCAGCUACAGCCAGGGUUGUUAGCUGCUCGGCGCUUACUCCAGUGGGAGCAGAUGGCCCUCAGCAUCCUCAUGCUCCCUCACAACAUCCCGCCCAGCCUGAACCUGCUCACCAGUAUGGUGGACGACAUGUGGCAUUACGCUGGGGACCAGUCCACUGACUUUAACUGGUACACUCGCCGAGCCGUGCUUGCUGGCAUCUACAACACGACAGAGCUGGUGAUGAUGCAGGACUCCUCCCCAGACUUCGAGGACACUUGGCGCUUCCUGGAAAACCGGGUUAACGAUGCAAUGAACAUGGGCCACACUGCCAAGCAGGUCAAGUCCACUGGAGAGGCACUGGUGCAGGGACUCAUGGGUGCAGCAGUGACACUUAAGAACUUGACAGGUCUAAACCAACGCCGGUGAGAAGGAAGCUGGAGUGCCCAGAAAAAAAAAAAAAGUGGAUAUAUUUAAAGGGCUUUGAGAAGUAUGACGUGCCAUCCAUGAACAGGAUAUUGAUGAGAAAUCACUGAAGGACUCCUGGUCGCUACCACAGCCACCUGGAAACCACAGGGCAUUUGAUGAUGCAUUUCAAGCCCGGAAUUGAGCCACUUCUUCAGUUCCUAAUACCAGGCCAAGCUUCCCGAUGCCUUCUGUAUUGCAGCUGUAUGAUUGAAAAAUUAGGAUCUCAUCUAAGCAUCCACAGUGGAAACCUGGGCCAUUCCCAUCAUGAUCCCAUGGGCAACUUGAUCGUGUCUACCUUCCUAGAAAUGUUUUCUGGGGCUCCCAAGCCAGGGUCAGGGUCUGAAGCCACCACAAGGUGGCAGCUGAUCCCCAGCACAGCACAACAUGUGCACCCAGAAGUGUUCCAUUGGCCCCCUUCCCUCUCGGAUGUCCUUCUGAGAGGCUGCACCUGGCAACCCCCUCAGAGACGUGCCUCACCUGACACGGGUGCCUGCUGGCAGUGGUACUCAGCCUGGCCUGAGGUGUGAUCCCAGGCUUGGUGUUGCGGUACACCAGCAUUCAUUACAGGAUUAUUCAUGAACGUUGAGUCUGUAAAAAUGAUAAUAAAUGUGUUUGAAGUA